UCUUGGUAAACCAGGUAUGCAGACGAUUACGUUAAAAGUUAUCUUAUUUUGUAUCUCGUCCGAUUGAUGAUCGACGAUCGAUCGGGAAGAGUAAUAGUGGAAAAGAUGAGCCGUUUAAUCAGGAACGCAUAUAAGACGGUGGCCUACGGCUUGAAACACCAUACAGUCAACCAGCGUCUCCUGCAGUCCGCAUAUAAAUUUGAUACCCACUAUGAUGAAUUGUCCAAAGUCGCAGCUGAAGUCAAUGAGUUGACAUGUCCAAAGAAGAUAGAGGAGGCCAUACGAGUCCUUCAAAUGGGAAAUGAGUCUGGUGCAUUGCUUGACAAACUCAUUGAUGAUUAUACACAUUUCAAGCUACAUGAAGAACCAAAUCUCACUGCAAGCAAUAUGCUCAGAGAUAUUGCUCUACCAUGUUCAGCAGGCGCUGGGCUUACUUUCCUACUUGGGGUGAUUGCAUAUGACAAAAAGAUGAAGGAGGAUUGCCAAGAACUUGAAAGGCAACUGUCAACACUUGAAAGGGAACAUUCAGCACUUGAAAGGGAACUAAGGGAACUGUCAACACUUGGAAGGGAACAGUCAACACUUGAAAGGGAUAGAUCAGCACUUGAAAGGGAUAUAUCAGCACUUAAAAGGGAUAUAUCAGCACUUAAAAAUGAACUGUCAGCUGGAAGUGCCAACUAGCUUCAAGGUCAACUUCCGUAAGUUAAACAGAGCGGACAAACCACUUGAGAGUACUGUGAUGAUCCUCUUAGAUAAAUUGCUUGUUAUGUGUGGGCAUGUAUCUUAUAACUUUAUGGCCUGUUCUGUGUGGUUUAGGAUUAUAAACCUAUAGUUAGAUUUAUGAAUAGCUAAUGUUGAGCUUUUCUACAGAGCUUAUAACUUUUUAAGUCGUGUUUCAAGUGGUUUAGAACUUAGUAUGGUUGUUAUUAGUUUUAUAUCCCGUUUAUUGUGGUUUAGGGUUAUAAAACUGUAUUUAUAUCUACUAAUUACUUACAGAAAUUGGGUGUGUUUGUUUCAGAA
Molecule: messenger RNA, 1020 nt
Organism: Papaver somniferum (opium poppy)
Lineage: Eukaryota; Viridiplantae; Streptophyta; Magnoliopsida; Ranunculales; Papaveraceae
Exons: 5
Coding region: 67-681 (204 amino acids)
Source: RefSeq, a predicted model, not a curated record